This is a messenger RNA of Chaetomium strumarium, 1791 nucleotides long. RefSeq lists its product as uncharacterized. Lineage: Eukaryota; Fungi; Ascomycota; Sordariomycetes; Sordariales; Chaetomiaceae. The transcript has 2 exons. Bases 1 to 1791 code for a protein of 596 amino acids. The record is from RefSeq and is a predicted model, not a curated record.
AUGCCGACCACGGAGAUCAUCACCAUCAUUAACAACUCGGGGAAGGUCAUCAGCACUGGCAAGCAACUAGUCAGCAUCUUCAAGGAGGCCCAGGCGGCCUACCGCGACAGGAGAGACGCCUUCAAGGCCGAGCGCGCCGGGAUCCAGCGGGCCAAGACCUUUGACGUCUCACAGCGCGGCGAUUCGUACUACGAUGACCACGCAAUCGACCAUGCCCACGAUCGCCGGCGGUCGUACGACGGCGACGACCGCCGGUCCCGCGCACCCUCCCGCUUCAGCCGUACUUCACGGCGGUCCGAAAGGCCCCGCUCGGCCGAGCGGGCCCUCCCGGCGCUGACGGAGGGCAAUCUCAAAACGCACUCCGAAGUGUCGGCGACGACCCCUUCCAAGGCCGGCUCCCGCCCUGCGUAUGCCGAGACAGCGGCUCCCCGGCAACCGCUCGCCAUUGGACCCCCACCAUCGGCCGCUCCCGAGUCAGCCACCGGGUCCGCUGCUGCCCGGGGCCAGCUCGUCCACCGCGCCCGCUCCGACUUCGCCGUGGUCAAGAAGAAGUCGAUCGACAUGGACCUCGCGUACGGCGACAUCCCGCCCGACCUGGCCGAGCGCGACGAUCUCGACUACCACCACCCCAACGAGCAACAGUACAGCGGAUCAUUCGAGCCCCGUGGUAGUAGUGAGGGCGGCGAAACGCCCGAGGAAGCGGCCGCGCUCAACCUGAUGGACCGCAUCGAGACGUUCCUCGAGGAGGCCCAGUGCAUGCACGAGAGCGCGACCUCCAUGAUCGAGCGGCUGCAGCGCAACCCGGAGGCGGCCGCCGCCGUGGCGCUGUCGCUGGCCGAGCUGAGCUCGCUACUGAGCAAGAUGGGCGCCCCGUUUCUGGCCUUCCUGAAGGGUGGCAGCCCGGCCGUGUUUGCCCUCCUCGCGAGCCCGCAGUUCCUCAUCGGUGCGAGCGUGGCCGUCGGGGUGACCGUGGUCAUGUUUGGCGGGCUGAAGAUUGUGAAGCGCAUCAGGGAGGCUGCGGAGAGGCAGAUGGAGGCGCCGUUUGAGAUGCGCGCUGCUGCUCCGGCUAUGGCCGCGGAGAAGCCCCUGCCUGCUGUCCCCUCCCCCAGCGCCUACGACGAGGCGCUUGUGCUACGGGAGGUCGAGGAGCUGAGCAGCAUCGAGACCUGGCGGCGCGGCAUCGUGCCCCUCGGCGCCGGCGAUGACGAAUCGGCCGCGGACGUGGAGCUGCUGAGCCGCGAGGCGGAGCGGGCUCUGCGCGAGAGCUUCCAGCGCGACCUGGACGAGGUCGAGCCGUGCGACUCGGUCUCGCAGGUCAGCCGCGCGCGGAGCGAUCGCAGCAGGCGGUCGUAUCGCAGCUACCGCAGUCGCCGGCCGCGGCAUGACCGCAUCGACGAAGACUCAGUCGCGGAUAGUAAAGUCUCGGAGCGGAAGAGCAGCAGCAAGACGAAGGAUCGGGACGGCGUAGAGAGCGAGGCGGCCAGCGAGAGGAGCCAUCGGAGCCAUCUGCGCAGCAGUCGCAGUCACCGCGAGGGCAAGCAUGAGGGAUCCGGGUCGUCGACUGCCUCGUCGCGCAACAAGCAUGAUGCCGGGUCGACGGUCUCGCGCUCGUCCAAGCACUCCUCCAAGGUCUCACUCAAGGCCAUCGACGAGAAGGAGAGGUUGGACGACGCCGGGAGUGCGGCGGGCAGCGCUGCAGGAAAACCCAAGAAGAGGGAGAUGAUUAAGCAGCUGUUCAAGAUGAAGAAGGAGAAGGAGGACCGCGAUAGAGCUGUUUCGGUUCUUGUCUGA